This is a messenger RNA of Contarinia nasturtii (swede midge), 3203 nucleotides long. RefSeq lists its product as uncharacterized. Lineage: Eukaryota; Metazoa; Arthropoda; Insecta; Diptera; Cecidomyiidae. The transcript is spliced from 3 exons. The record is from RefSeq and is a predicted model, not a curated record. Bases 28 to 3093 code for a protein of 1021 amino acids.
UUCAACUCACCAAGUGUCGGACACAACAUGAUUUCGUAUUCGUUUUUCGUUUUAUGUACGGUUUUGGCAGUGGUUUCCAGUCGUUCAUCAUCAUCAUCAUCAUCAGUGAAAGAUUCAUUCGAUUUUCUGAAAAAUGCACAGAAUAAAUUCAAAGUAACAAAUCACCGGGAUAUAAUUAUUGUCGUUGGAAAUACGGAUAGCGGAAAAUCAACGUUAGUUCAUUAUGUGGCCGGUGAUAUGAGCAAAUUGUGUGCAAUUCCAUCAUCAAAUUUAAACAAUUCAGAUUACGAAAUUCGAGAUGAUUUAGACCCAUUGAAAGGUGCUCAAAUAUCAACAAAUGAACCGCGAACAUUUGUACCUGAAAUGGUGAUUGACGAACAAAGCAAUGUGUGGUACGAUUGUCCGAGCUUCUCCGAAAAUCGAAAUAAAACGGCUAAAAUUGCCAAUGCAGUAUUUAUCAAACGUAUCAUCGACAGUGCUACAAAUAUAAAAUUUGUCUUGGUUGUGAAUGCUGAGUCCAUGACAAAAAGUAGAAAUCAUUUCGACUUGGAUAAGUUACUAGACAGCACAACAGAGCUAAUCAAAAAUAUUACAAACUACAGCGAAAGCUUGUCAAUGGUAGUUACAAAAGUACCACCACAUUAUGCGAUAAAUUUAAUGGUAUCCGAAGAAAGUGUAAAGAACACAACCGCCGAAUAUCUGAUUGAACAUCGUACCGCAUUAGAAGGAAGGGGAAGUUUGAUCAAUAGCGAAAAAAUAUUGGCGAUUAAUGCAUUGUUGGCGAUUGAUAGCAACAAUAAUUAUAAAAAAAUAGCAAUAUUUUGGAAACCACCACAAUUGGGCAAUUUUAAUGAUAUUGAUUUACUUAAAAAGGGUCGCAUACUAAUACGUGAAACCAUAUUGAAUACAAGUUACUCACCAAAGCAAUCGACAGAUUUCAGUUUUCAAUUGUCAGCUGAGGUAAUAUUACAUAUCAUGGGAAUGGUGAAGCAAGCAGUCGAUGCACGAACGAUAACACUGAAAGAUAUCCAUAAUCGAGUGCAGCAUGGAGUUAAUCAAACGAUUCAAUCUACUCAGGAUAUUAAAAGAAAAUUAAAUCUCAUCAAUAAUGGACAAUCGAAAAUCGAAUAUUGUUCUAGUACGAAUGCUUUUAAUCUAAACAAUAUCACGGGCCUAUACAGAGAUAUGAUCAAAGACAAUGGACUGCAAACGAUUCAAGCUGAUGAACUCAAUCAAAUAUUAGACGAAGACAGUUAUAUGAAUGAAUUGAAAUCGCUUGACAGUGAUAUAGACGCUAUGAUAAGUAUUUAUUCAGGCGGCGAUUACAAAUCUCUUUUCGAUCAAAUGGGUUACUUUUAUCAAAAAUGUGUAGCCGAUUUCGAAUAUCAAAUACAAAUACAAACACAACAAAUCAUGGACAACAUUUUGAUUGCACUAAAAAACAUUGAUCAACAAAUAUUGGCAGCAUUACAAGCAGUACUAGGUAAUUCGGGCUGUUAUCAAAACAAAUUGACUAUUCUAAAUGAAUGCAAGAAAACCAUAGCAAGCGGUAAUGUAGUAACAUUUGAUCAAAAGAUCAAGCAGUUUGUUGACUUGAUUCAGAAUUUGAAUCUAACAUCGAUCAACAUCGGCGCAUGCAAUCAAACUCAAAUGGAUCAUUUGUCUCUCAUUGACUUGGUGAACCUUUCGAAAUCUAAACUGAUUACUAUACCUUAUGCAAAUUGGAUUCUGGAUUCAUCGAAAGCGAUCAAUUUUAUCUCUACCGAACAUGAUUGGUAUUCAUUUUUAUCCGAUGUUUAUAAAUUUCUGGCAUCGUAUCAAGUUCAAAAGGAUGUCCGUGCUUAUAAUGUCCGCGAUUUGUCAAAUUGGGGAAAUUCGGGCGCACCACAGGGUCUACUAAUUACGGAUGCCAAUUUCAAAGAUUUUAUACAACACCACAGUUUUAAUAAUUUGGUAAACUUUUCACCAACACCAACAAAGAUCAAGGAACUCAAUGAAAUUAUUGACGUAACAGUCAAAUCACAAAUGAAACAACAAUGUUACAAUCAAAUCGCAACGAUUGAAGGACAUUUCGUUAAAAGUUCUGACAUUGAAUUCACAAAUUGUCAAGGUUAUUCGAGACAAGGAACGAAGAAAAUUACUGUGUUUGCAACCGAUACGUUUUUUGUCGACAGUAAUGUGAAUUUAAAUGGAAUGGAAAAUGUUGAGUUGCACAUCUUUGCAAACAAAUGGAAUAUUUUGCAACCAGUAACAUUUUAUUUAAAUGGAAUCGAUGGAACGUCACAUGCACCACUAACAACAAAUGGAACGGCGGGAAAAGCGGGCAUUUCGGGAACGAAUUCCGGCAACUUUUUCGGUGUGGCAAAUGAAGUUAUAAGCGGCGAAUUAUUGACAAUUGAGGUAAUUGGUGGCAACGGCUCAAACGGACAGAGUGGAACUGGCAAUCAAGACCUUAACAUAAAGUGGGAUAAAUUGGGAAAUAAUAUUGUUUACUCGCCACAUGAGUGGUACAGUGAUUUAAUUCAAUUUCAAUCGGGAGCGAAAAUUGUCACCGUCACAGAAAAUUCAUGUGAAGAAAGAAUGAGAGACACUUUUCCACUACUUCAGGAGAACGUGUUUUACACACAUAUUUUGUUUCCAACUGAAUGCUGUGGUGCAACUGGAAAGGGUGGUGCUGCUGGUUUGGGCGGUGCUUUUGGUUAUGCCGAAUUCCAUCAUUUAACCAAUAGAGGACUACCACCAAAUAUCAACAAAUCUAAUGGAAAGCAAGGGCUACUGGGAGAAAAUGCCGUAACAUGUAAAACAAGCGGCAUAAAACAUACAACCAAUGGUGAAUUUGAGGGUUUCGGUACUGCGUGUGAACAUGUUUACGUCGGAGACGGAACAAACGACAAGUUGGAAUCCAUCCCUGAUACAAGUUGUCCAGAUGACUAUGUGACCAGUACAGAUGUAGUUCGAAUUCCAUCCAAACCAUUAACAUUACUCAAGUCCGUAGAAUUGAGAGAAUACAGAGGAUUUCUCGCAGAUAUGUCUAAAUAUGCUAUUUUCGAAAAAAUCAUAAAAGACCUAACCGACGCAAUUGCACAUAUUUGAGCGAAGCAUAGUUAGUUUCAAAAUUUUUCAUCACAUUUGCAUUUUAAAUAAUUCAAUGCUAUCAAAAUGAUGUCAACAAAAAUUAAAAUAAAAUUGGUUUUUAUUUUUAA